AUCUCCCAGCACCUUCGUCUUCCUCAAUUUCCCCUCGUCCAAACCCUAGCGCGCUCCCCAUGGUUUCCGCAUUAUAGAUCUCCUUCUUCCUCCGUCCCCACUCGUUGGGAUACUGAUUCGUCCGCCCUAAUCAUGGCGGCCGAGUUAGGGCAACAAACGGUCGAGUUCUCUGCACUUGUUUCCCUUGUUGCCGACGACUCAUUCCUCUCCCUCAAAGACCUUGUCGACAACGCCAAAUCAUCCAAACAAUCCGACGACGAGAAGAAGCGUAACAUUCUCAAGUAUGUCUUCAAGACUCAACAGAGGAUGCUCCGCCUUUAUGCCCUUGCUAAGUGGUGCCGACAGGUUCCGUUGAUUCAAUACUGGCAGCAACUUGCAUCAACUUUGUCUAGUCAUGAUACAUGUUUUUCACAAGCUGCAGAUUCUUUAUUCUUCAUGCAUGAAGGCCUACAGCAAGCUCGUGCACCUAUUUAUGAUGUUCCAUCUGCUACUGAAAUUCUCCUUACAGGCACCUAUGAACGUCUACCAAAAUGUGUAGAAGAUAUCAGUAUUCAGGGAACACUGAAUGAAGACCAAGAAAAGAAUGCGUUAAAAAAGUUGGAGAUAUUAGUACGGGCUAAGUUACUGGAAGUGUCACUUCCAAAAGAAAUUUCUGAAGUGAAAGUCACUGAUGGUACAGCACUGCUUCGUGUAGAUGGGGAAUUUAAGGUUUUAGUUACUCUGGGCUACAGAGGACACUUAUCAUUGUGGAGGAUACUGCACUUGGAGCUGCUAGUUGGAGAGAGAAGGGGACUUGUGAAACUGGAAGAAAUGCACCGUUAUGCUCUUGGAGAUGAUUUGGAACGCAGAAUGGCUGCAGCUGAAAAUCCAUUCACUACAUUAUAUUCAAUUUUGCAUGAACUUUGCAUCUCACUUGUUAUGGACACUGUCUUAAAGCAAGUACAUUCACUUAGACAAGGAAGAUGGAGAGAUGCUAUUCGGUUUGAGGUCAUGUCUGAUGGUAUUACUGGUGGCUCCACACAAGUGAACCCAGAUGGAGAAACUGACUUAUCUGGUCUUCGAACCCCAGGGUUGAAAAUCAUGUACUGGUUGGAUUUUGAUAAAAAUACUGGUAUUUCCGACCCAGGAUCAUGUCCCUUCAUAAAAAUUGAACCAGGACCAGAUAUGCAGAUAAAGUGUAUCCACAGCACGUUUGUCAUAGAUCCGUCAACCAACAAAGAAGCAAAGUUUUCUCUGGAUCAAAGUUGCAUUGAUGUUGAAAAGUUGCUGUUGAGAGCUCUAUGUUGUAACAAAUAUACUCGGCUUCUUGAAAUUCAAAAAGAAUUGAAGAAAAGUGUUCAAAUUUGUCAAGCGGCAGAUGAUGUUGUUCUUCAACACCAUGUUGAUGAGCCUGAUGUUGACCAUAAAAAGAAGGAUAAAAUUUGUGAUCCUACUACAUAUGAGGGAGAAGAAAUAUUGCGGGUGCGUGCUUAUGGCUCAUCAUUUUUCACCCUCAGAAUAAAUACAAGGAAUGGCCGUUUUCUUCUUCAGUCCUCGCACAAUAAACUUGCACCUGCCUCACUGACAGAUUGUGAAGAAGCUUUAAAUCAAGGAAGUAUGACUGCAACUGAUGUUUUUAUAAGAUUGAGAAGCCGAAGUGUGCUGCAUUUAUUUGCAUCUAUUAGUAGGUUUUUGGGCCUUGAGGCAUAUGAAAAUGGUUUUUCUGCAGUUCGAUUGCCAAAAAACAUUUCAAAUGGUUCAGCCAUGUUGCUGAUGGGAUUUCCAGAUUGUGGGAAUUCAUACUUUUUGCUAAUGCAGCUUGACAAGGAUUUCAAGCCCCAGUUUAAAUUGCUGGAGGCAAGGUCAGAUCCUUCUGCCAAAGCCCAUGGCCUUAGUGAUCAAAGCAAUGUGGUCCGUGUGAAGAAAAUUGACAUUGAUCAGAUACAGAUACUUGAAGACGAGCUGAACUUAAGUCUGCUUGACUGGGAAAAGCUGUUGCCCUCUUUACCAAAUUCUGUCGAUAACCAAACUUCUGAAAAUGGUCAUCUUUCUGAUAUUAGUCAUGAUGGGUCUCAGCAGAUAUCUGGAUAUCCUCCAUCCAGUUUUUCAUCUCUUGUUGAUGACGUGUUUGAGUUGGAGAAGGGGCCUCCCCCUGUACCUACUUUCUCUGUUUCAAACGUGUCGCAAUCUUUCAAUUCAUCUGCAUCUCAUUAUGGUUCUCUCUCUAAUAUUCAUAAUAUAAAAGGAGUUCCUUCACCCAAGUGGGAAAUGGGUAUGCAACCAUCCCAGGGUAAUAAUGUUGCAAAACUAUCUAAUAUUACCUCGCACAGCACCGGGUCCUUGUAUUCAUCUAGCAAUUUGAAGGGUCCAGUGCCUUCCUCAUCCCUGGGUUCUAUUUCUUCUGGUUCCAGAAGGGGUGCUGCAAGACGACUUUCAAACUCAAAAUCUGAACAGGAUUUAGCUUCCCUUAGAUUCCCAAAAAAUCCUGCUGAGGUUAGUUCUUAUACUGCAUUGGACGACGAACAUACAAGUAUGCCAAAUGAUACGUCAAAGGAUGGGCUGUAUGCAAAUAGGUCAUCUCGGCUACUGUCUCCACCUCAACAUGGUGGCCCUCGAAUUUCUGGAAGUAUAAAGCCUAAUGGUUCCAGAAGUUCACCAACUGCAGCUCCAACAGGAUCUUUAAGGCCUUCUGGAUCUAGCUCGUCUGUUUCAACUCCCGUAUCCCAGAAUCAAGAUUCUUGCUCUAGUCCCGUGGAUGAAAGUGGUCUGAAAAAAGAUUGUUCUCGGAAGCGUGCUGCUUCUGUUAUGCUCAACUUAAUCCCAUCACUUAAAGGUAUUGAUGCAUAUAAUGGACUGUCUAAGAGAAGGAAGGUCUCAGUAUCAGCUAUAAUUAGUCCACCCUCAUCACAGUUGCUUAUUUCAAAAGAAAUGGUCUCCAAAACUGAAUCCUGUUAUGGUAACCUUAUCGUUGAAGCUAAUAAAGGCAGUGCACCUUCGAGUACAUAUGUCUCUGCUCUGCUUCAUGUAAUCAGGCACUGUUCAAUAUGUAUCAAACACGCGAGACUUACUAGCCAGAUGGAUGCACUGGACAUUCCAUAUGUUGAAGAAGUUGGGUUAAGAAAUGCAUCAACAAAUAUAUGGUUCCGGCUUCCGUUUACCAGAGAUGAUUCAUGGCAACAUAUAUGCUUGCGACUUGGAAGGCCUGGGACCAUGUGCUGGGAUGUGAAAAUACAUGAUCAGCACUUUAGAGAUUUGUGGGAACUUCAGAAGAAAAGCAGUACAGCCCCAUGGGGACCUGAUGUUCGAAUAGCAAAUACAUCUGACAAAGACUCGCACAUUAGUUAUGAUCCAGAAGGUGUUGUUCUCAGUUAUCAAUCAGUAAAGGCAGAUAGCAUAGAAAAGUUGGUGGCAGAUAUAAAAAGGCUCUCCAAUGCAAGAAUGUUUGCCUUUGGGAUGCGGAAACUGCUUGGGGUUAGAACAUGUGAGAAGCCAGAAGAAAGUAAUAUGACCUCUUGGGAAAUGUGUAAACAGAAGGUGGCUCGAACAGUCGAAGUGAGUGGAAAUUCAAACGGAGAUGCUAGCCAAGGAAGGUUGAGAAUUGUAGCAGAUAAUGUCCAAAGGUCAUUACAUGCAUGCCUUCAAGGAUUGAAAGAAGGAAGUGAAAUAACUGCAAUCGCAGGUUCAACAUCGUGA
This is a messenger RNA of Cucurbita pepo subsp. pepo (vegetable marrow), 3672 nucleotides long. Lineage: Eukaryota; Viridiplantae; Streptophyta; Magnoliopsida; Cucurbitales; Cucurbitaceae. The record is from RefSeq and is a predicted model, not a curated record.